Siniperca chuatsi (mandarin fish) is the source of this 473-nucleotide messenger RNA. Its product is annotated as 40S ribosomal protein S27-like. The record is from RefSeq and is a predicted model, not a curated record. Gene Ontology annotation, molecular function: RNA binding; structural constituent of ribosome. Gene Ontology annotation, biological process: ribosomal small subunit assembly; translation. The transcript is spliced from 4 exons. The coding region runs from base 159 to 413 and encodes 84 amino acids. Gene Ontology annotation, cellular component: cytosolic small ribosomal subunit; ribosome. NCBI's taxonomy places the organism in Eukaryota, Metazoa, Chordata, Actinopteri, Centrarchiformes, Sinipercidae.
GCCUGCCUGCUCGGGAUCUUCCGGUACUCAAUUAUAAAUGUUCAUCACAUCAACAACAAACUACAGUUGUUUCUGUUUAGAGGCGCACUUGAACGUCAACAUCGCAUUUUCUACUUCGUGUUUGCUUUUGACGAAAAACCUGAGAGAUUUGAGCAAAAAUGCCUCUGGCUAAGGAUCUGAUGAACCCCAGUUUUGCAGAGGAGAGGACCAGACACAAGAAGAAGAGGCUGGUGCAGAGUCCCAACUCCUACUUCAUGGAUGUUAAAUGCAUAGGCUGCUACAGGAUCACCACCAUCUUCAGCCAUGCCCAGACAGUGGUACCUUGUGCAGGCUGCUCUUUAGUCCUCUGCCAACCACGAGGGGGCAAAUGCAGACUAACUCCAGGCUGUGCCUUCAGAAGAAAAUAUUCCUGAGCAGAAAUCUUUAAAAACACCCAUGACAGGCAGCAGAAUGGACCAUGGAUAAAUGAGUCU